CAUGGCGCUCUCCUGCAGACAGAUUUUGUUGAUGAUCGGGAUGCUUGUUACAGGGAGCAUCAACACGUUGAGUAAAAAAGCACAAAACGACUGUAGAGCGCCAGGAUACCCAGCACACAAUGCUAAUGGUACAACACCAUCUCAUGAAUUUAACCAUCCAUGGUUCCAGACUCUCAUCAUGUUCAUCGGGGAGACGAUUUGUUUGAUUGGUUUUUGCGUGGUGCGUAAACGGGACCGAGAUAAGUGGAGGGCAGAGAAUCAUAUUAAUGCAGCUGAGAUGCCACACCCAAACAGGCUGAUACAGCUGGUUGUAGCGUUCCCAACUGUAUGUGAUCUGAUUGGAACUUCACUGGCAGGUAUUGGCCUAGUGUAUGUGGAUGCAUCAGUCUGGCAGAUGUUACGUGGAUCAAUCAUUAUAUUUGCAGGGAUUUUAUCAAGGAUUUUCCUCAAACGCAAGCUUGGAUGUAUAAAAUGGACGGGGAUGUUAUUCACCAUGGGGGGUUUGGUGCUUGUGGGCUGUUCCAGUAUAUUUAAGGCUGACAGGAGCAACCAACAGGCUGGAAAUACAAUCCUAGGUAUAAUUCUGAUUGUUUCCAGUCAGCUUGUUAGUGCUUCUCAGAUGAUUGUAGAGGAAAUAUUUCUCAAGAAAAGGAGUCUUCAUCCACUUCAGGUUGUUGGACUGGAGGGAAGCUAUGGUGUGAUCUUUAUGUCUGUGAUAGUCCUUCCAGCUAUGUACUAUAUCCCGGGGUCGGAUGUAAACAACAGCUACGAGAACAGUCUGGAUGCCCUGUACCAGAUUGCCAAUGAACCCCAAUUACUUGUGUUUUGUCUUCUAUAUCUGCUCUCUAUUGCCUUCUACAAUUAUUUUGGUCUUGCUGUCACCAAGUCUCUCACAGCGGUACAUCGUACUUUGAUUGAUGCCUGCAGAACAAUGUUAGUCUGGGGCAUGGAUCUCUUUAUCUACUACGCCUUUGACAAGGGUUUUGGUGAACCGUUUGAUACAACCUAUGGUCUUUUACAAGUGGAUGGUUUCUUGUUCCUGUUGAUAGGAACAGCUCUGUAUAACAAUCUUGUUGAUCUCCAUUGGAUACCCUGUCUACGCGGCUGUAUCUCACAACCUGAAACUCAACCAAUACCUCACCUGGGCAACAUCCAGCAGUCGAGCGACUCGGAGAGUGACGAUGAAUAUAACUCUGUGUCAGAGAGAACUAGACUUUUACAAGGAAAUGACUGAAUAAUAAAAACGUUGGUAAUAUAAAUAUACCAGGUGUGCCAAAACUGGAUCAGUCUGUACAAUCUGACCCCAUCACAUGGAUACAUUUUACUGAUUGUCAAAAACACAUGUUUUAUUCAUUUUAAUUGAUAAAAGUGGAGUGUAACAAAACACAUAGGUUAGACAGAUUUCAGAUUAGACAGGGUUCAAUGGUUUUUAAAACCUAUUAACUAAAAAUAAUAUUAAGUAGCCACAAAUAUCCAUGAAUAAUUUGUAAAUUGUGGAUAAGAAAUAAAAGCUUUCCUUCAUUUUCUUCUUUUCAAAACAAUUAUUUUAUUAAAUUUGAAGUUUUAAAAUAUAUUUAUGUAAAUUUGACCAUUGGGAAACAGUAAUUGUGUAGUAAUUUGAAUUUGGCGAUGGGAGAGGAAGGAACUCUGUGGUGUGAAAAAAUAACUCAGUGAUGUGAGAAAUCUGUGAGAAGGAACUCUGUGGUGUGAAAAAAUAACUCAGUGAUGUGAGAAAUCAGUGAAAAGGAACUCUGGUGUAAAAACUCAGUGGUGUGAGAAAGAGUAAAUUGGUCAUGUGAGAAAUCAGUGAUGUGAGAAGAAAGGACUCUGGUAAGAGAAAUUGAUGAGAGAAUUCAGAAGUCGGUGAUAUGAGAAGUAAUUGAAGUGUGAAAUAGCAAUGUUUUUAUGCAACUCUACACUUUCUUGCUGUUCCAAUUUCAGAUUACAAAAACUUAUUUGUGGAAAAUUAAGUAUAUGCAACAUUUUUUUUCUUGAAGAAAUCAGAUGCUACAAUACCCAUCUGUGGUUUGAUCUGGUUAUACUCCCAUGUUACAAUGCUGACAACAAAUGUUCAUAUUUUCAAUUUAUUUUCAUCAGCAAUAAAUACAAGACCAUAUUCUUUCAUUUAAAUGUGCCAAAUUCAUAAAGCUGUUUGAAAAAAAUAGGGUUGUAUGAUUAAUCAUUUACAUUCCAAAAUAAUAUAUUUAUUCAGGUUGAAUACACAUUAGUGUCUUUGAAAUGUAGGUUGAUGAAUUUGGUUUUUUUUUUAGAUAAUUAGGGAUGAUCUGUUUUGUUUCCCAAUGAGAGAAAUUCACUAUAGAAUUUUUUUUGUAUAUAUGGAUGUAUCAUAAACUUUUAUCACAUUUGAAUUCAUAUAGAUUAGGUACAUUUGCUGCAGCUAAUAACAUGACCAUAAUUUAAAUUAUAGAAUCCAACUUUAUAGGUUCUUUUGUAGACUCUGCAAUGUAUUAUGUCCGAAUAUUUCUAAUGAAAAUAAAAUUUUACUGUUGUGAACAAAAAAAGUUUUUCUGUAUGAAAUUAAAAUAAAAUCAACACAAACAAAUUGUCUCUUAAUUAUUGAUUUAAUAAUAUCAAAUACACAGCAUUUCUAACCGAUAUAGUAACAGCACAAUCAGCCUCAUGCUAUAUAAUGUUUGAGUGUAAUACAAAGCUACCUAGAAUUGAUAAUCACAUAAUGUACAAUACCUAUUUAUGGUGAUAAGUCUUACAGCAGUAAUGGUCUGGAACACACAGUAUUUUGUCUACAACAGUGUUUAGCACGGCUACAGCCAUAUCUAACAAGGCUACGGUAUUUUGUCUACAACAGUGUUUAGCACGGCUACAGCCAUAUCUAACAAGGCUACGGUAUUUUGUCUACAACAGUGUUUAGCACGGCUACAGCCAUAUCUAACAAGGCUACGGAGAUGUGUUACAGGUAAGGCGGUGUUUAUUGAUGAUCAAUUUUGGUGUCACAAAGUUAACAAGAUACAGGUUUGUUAUUUUCAUGGUUUCAUCAAUUACCAAACAUGGCCAUCAUGUAUACAUUCUGGUAGUUCCGAAAACACCUUUUUUCCCCAAUCACUACCCAGUGACAGUGUCUAUAACUUGAUUAGUUUUGGUAAGUCUUAAAUGUGGUUAUAUCGGGUCUGGUUCCCGACAUAAAUGUGCCAAAACUAAAUAUUUACAUGUAGACAGCUCUCAAAUACUUCCUGAUCAUGAGCGGUCUGAACAGUUUACCUCCUACACUUAAAUCUUUGGUAAUAUAAUAUGCAUCUGCUUCUGGUUAGUAUUUGUAGAAAAAAAAGUACUGUUUUUCUAUAAGUACUUACCAGAUGCAGACACCUGUGGAUUUAUUGAUAAAUUAAGUAGAUUAGGUGACUUUUGUCAUCGAUUUUUUUUUCAGUCGUUAAAAUUUACCAAAAUGCAUCAUAAAGACAGUUUUUACCUUUUGUUGAAUUCAUGUUAGCAUCUUAGAAAUUCAGGAAAAUAACACUACCACAUACACACAGUAUAUAAAGUAGAUACAUUGACAGUUUUACGUCCAUCGACAAAGUCAAUUAAGGACUUCUGACUAACAACCUGUGUACAUGGACAAUAGUCUAUAAUGAACACUUUGUUUGAGAGUCUUUUUACAGACAAAAUCUAUGGCAUAUUUUGUAUAUCCACUUUCUUGUGUUUAAACUUAAAUUUAAAAAGUAAAGGCAUUAUAUCAUGAUGGAACAAAAUAAAGUAAAUAUUAAAUAUCUUGUGCUUUAAUUGUAAUGUUAAUGUCAAGGUCAUCACACCAACAAUGGACAUCACAUGUCCUUAAAUGUCAAGGUCACAACACUGAACACUAAAUGUCAAGGUCAAUAUAAUAAUCAACAUUGGGAAUCAUAUGUACUGUCAAGGUCACAACAUAUAACAUUGGAUUGGACAUCAAAUUACCUCAAUGUCAAGGUCAAUACAAUAAUCAACAUUGGGAAUUAUAUGUAAUGUCAAGGUCACAACAUAUAACAUUGGAUUGGACAUCAAAUGUCCUCAAUGUCAAGGUCAAUACAAUAAUCAACAUUGGGAAUUAUAUGUAAUGUCAAGGUCACAACAUAUAACAUUGGAUUGGACAUCAAAUGUCCUCAAUGUCAAGGUCAUUGCAUAAUGUCCUUAAAGACAAUACAAUAUUUCAAGAGAGGUCACAAUCUUGCUAGUAAUGUCAGACACAACAGUAGACAUAUUUUUACAGGAAACGUUAUAAAUCAUGGUGCUGUAUGUACAUAUACAUAUAGCAUCAUGAUCUAAAGAUAUUUCUAGUAUAAAACAUGUCUAGUGUUGUGUCUGACUGACAAUAAUGAAGACUCAACUAUGUCUUACUGAGAGGUCAAGGUCACAAGACUCACAACAUUAUACUGGACAUCCUAGUCAUCCUUACAAGGUCAGACUAUACUAACAACAUAACGAGUAUACCUGGAUAACAUACCCCAUACUCUCUGUGUCAACUAACAUUUUGUUGAUAUUCUCUCCUUUAACAAGACUGAUAUGCUGAACUACCCACUCAGAUUAUAACUCAAGCUUACACUCAAUUCCUGAAUGGUCUACUCAGCUUAACAUACUCUCUCAGAAUUCCUGUACAGUCUCUUCUGUUUUCCUGUCACCAACUCUCUCAGACAUUCUGAAGAUUCACAUUUAUAGAUUACAUAAAAGUUUAUAAUGUACAUUGUAUGUAGUAAGUUUUAUUUGUUUUAUCAUGCCUCACAAUGAUCUUUUUUCUGACAGAACUCACAACACAAAACAAGAGUAAGAGAGGUAAAAUGUGAUGGAGAUGAGUAAAUUAUCUCCUACUUUAAAGCAAUAGAACAAUGAGUAAAUUAUCUCUUACUUUAAAGCACUAGAACAAUGAGUAAAUUAUCUCCUACUUUAAAGCACUAGAACAAUGAGUAAAUUAUCGCUUACUUUAAAGCACUAGAACAAUGAGUAAAUUAUCGCUUACUUUAAAGCACUAGAACAAUGAGUAAAUUAUCUCCUACUUUAAAGCACUAGAACGAUUAGUAAAUUAUCUCCUACUUUAAAGCACUAGAACAAUGAGUAAAUCAUCUCUUACUUUAAAGCACUAGAACGAUUAGUAAAUUAUCUCUUACUUUAAAGCACUAGAACGAUUAGUAAAUUAUCUCCUACUUUAAAGCACUAGAACGAUUAGUAAAUUAUCUCCUACUUUAAAGCACUAGAACGAUGAGUAAAUUAUCUCCUACUUUAAAGCACUAGAAUGAUGAGUAAAUUAUCUCCUACUUUAAAGCACUAGAAGGAUUAGUAAAUUAUCUCUUACUUUAAAGCAAUAGAAUGAUUAGUAAAUUAUCUCCUACUUUAAAGCACUAGAACGAUUAGUAAAUUAUCUCCUACUUUAAAGCACUAGAACAAUGAGUAAAUUAUCUCCUACUUUAAAGCACUAGAACAAUGAGUAAAUUAUCUCCUACUUUAAAGCACUAGAAC
Messenger RNA from Pecten maximus, 5460 nucleotides. RefSeq names its product solute carrier family 35 member F6-like. Gene Ontology annotation, cellular component: intracellular membrane-bounded organelle; Golgi membrane. The record is from RefSeq and is a predicted model, not a curated record. Lineage: Eukaryota; Metazoa; Mollusca; Bivalvia; Pectinida; Pectinidae. Bases 2 to 1234 code for a protein of 410 amino acids. Gene Ontology annotation, biological process: pyrimidine nucleotide-sugar transmembrane transport. The transcript is spliced from 13 exons. Gene Ontology annotation, molecular function: pyrimidine nucleotide-sugar transmembrane transporter activity.